This is a messenger RNA of Striga hermonthica, 453 nucleotides long. NCBI's taxonomy places the organism in Eukaryota, Viridiplantae, Streptophyta, Magnoliopsida, Lamiales, Orobanchaceae. The record is from the annotation of a GenBank genome assembly.
AUGACCUAUUUCACGGGCCCAUUGGGUCAGUCCAUGACGGCGGCGGCGAAUGUCAACGCCUGGAACAGUAUGACGACGCUCUUGCCUCUCUCCGACGCUUUUGUCGCCGAUUCUGUUUUAGGCAGGUACCGGACUAUUAUCGCUGUCUCACUACUCUACGUCUUGAAUAUAGGUCACUUAGUGGGUCGGAUCCAAAGUGAGACCCGGCGAGGCGGGCCGAAGCCAAUCUGCUUCGAGACGGCGUCUACAAAAGAUCAGGGGUACGCCAACCGCAACCUGAUCGCAAAGUGGAAGACGCCCGGUUACGAGAGACUUUGCUGUCUGAGAUGUAUGCAGCCCGAGGACCAUAACUUCCAAAUGACAUGCUUUUGCCGAGUACCGAAGCAUCUGCGCAAGGAGAAGGUCGUGGAGUGUGUGCAUUGCAGCUGUGGGGGAUGUGCGAGUGGGAAUUGA